AUGACCUCAGAGGUCACGCAGAUGGACGCAACGGAGGAAUUCAAGCGAAGCAUAGCGAAUUGUCCCUUCCAAUCGUUUGACGAUUUUUCGGAUAAACUCCAGCUGUUUCAACAGGAGUCAGGCUUUAUUUUUCGCAAGCGAGAUGCUAUCAAGCUGCCUCCCAUAUCGCCUGACUUCCAGCGUCUAGUUUACAAGCGCGUCUACUACGUAUGCAUCCACUAUGGCAGCUAUAAGAGCACUGCUGUCAACCCGCUCAAGCACCGCACCAUUCGUUGUGAUUGUCCUGCCGCAUUUUAUCUCCUUAUGAAGGACAGUGUACUCACCGUCAAGAAAUUUAGAAUGGUACACAAUCAUCCACCGGAACCCGUUACGGUGACGCGUAGGCGACUUUUCAAACGCGCUCAAGUGGUCGAACUGCCGUCGCUUGACCAUCGAUUCACGAGUGCCUAUGGUGACUUUGUUUCUAGUUCCACGCGAACAUAUCGAGAUACGUUGGAACGGUUACGUGAACUCAUUAGUCACAUUCGCGGUUCUGGAAGUUACUAG
Messenger RNA from Hydatigera taeniaeformis, 546 nucleotides. The record is from the annotation of a GenBank genome assembly. NCBI's taxonomy places the organism in Eukaryota, Metazoa, Platyhelminthes, Cestoda, Cyclophyllidea, Taeniidae.